Molecule: messenger RNA, 470 nt
Organism: Nylanderia fulva
Lineage: Eukaryota; Metazoa; Arthropoda; Insecta; Hymenoptera; Formicidae
Source: RefSeq, a predicted model, not a curated record
AUGAAUGUGACCGAUUCCGUCCACGAUAUUUUGUCAGGACGCCAACCGAUCUCCUUAUCCUUACACGUUGCCGGAGGAAUCGCUGUCGCGAUUAUCAUUCUGACCUGCUGCUGCACUUUACUCGUGAGGCACAAAUGUGCGAGGAUCGCCGAUAAGAUUACAGGGAGAAGGAAAAAAGAAAAGUAUCCUCCCGAUAUCGAGGAAGGACGAGGAAGGAAACGAGUGAAAAAAUGGCGGAAGAAGAAGAGGAGGACCAUCUCGCCGGAAUUGGUCCAGGAUCAGGUGGAGGUCACCGCGCCGAUUAUCUCCAGGGAAGCGGAAAGAUCGGAAAAUGGAUCGCCGACUCCCUGUUACAAGUGUUUCAGAAAGAAAAAAAAGCGAAGAUCUAAGAGACAGAUACGAUAAAUUCGAGAGAAAAAAAUCGCGAUCCAUAAGUUAACAUGGGUGAACAUCUUUUAAAGGAAAAAAAA